Molecule: messenger RNA, 1512 nt
Organism: Moneuplotes crassus
Lineage: Eukaryota; Ciliophora; Spirotrichea; Euplotida; Euplotidae
Source: the annotation of a GenBank genome assembly
AUGUCUUUAUUCACAAAAAUAUGAUGUUGUGUCCGAAAGCCUCUGCUUCCGAAGGAAGGAGCCCAUAUGAUCUUUGGCAAAACAAAAGAGAUAGAGAGUAAGAAAUAGGUGCAAGUACGGGAAUCCGUAUCAGAAAUGAACUUCACAUGCACGAGAAGCCCUUCGUGACAACUACUUCAACUUCAAGGCAGAGAAAGAAAACAGAAAGGCCCCAAAACAGCCCAAAAAGAGCCUAAAUCUAUUCGCAUUGAUGAAAGAACAACAUAGUGAUGAAGACAGUAAGUCUGAAGAGGAUAACCAAGAGGAAGAAAAGGUCCCAACUGGCUCAAGAGAUAGGAGUGAGAAAAAUUGCAGCAUUGAUUUUCGUGACAUCUUUGAUAGACAUAGCGGAGCUCCUGCCGAAGAUGCCCCUAAGUUUACAAUAGAAAAAUGAAAAGUCUACCUAAACGGGCCUAUUGAGAUGUGUUUAGAAUCCCCACUCAGGUUUCCAUUUGAUGAAAUUGAAGAUUAUGAUAAAGUCACUGUGACAAAGAUAUCGUGAGGAUGGUACCACCUCGUGGUUCUACUUAGCAAUGGGGUUAUAUUAGUCGGAGGCAAUAACGAUCAUGGCCAACUUGGCUUACAACGACGAUUACAUCCAGAAAUCAAGGACGAACUUGUAUUUCAUGAAGAGAUUAAUGAAAAAUAUGAAGUCCUUGAUAUUGGCUGAGGAACAUCUCAUACUGUCUUGCUCGUAAGAAAAAGAGAAAACAAAUUUUCUGAGUGAGAAAUCUUAACUUGUGGGUACCAUGGCUGACUUGGAAUUGACCUUAUCAAUAAAGAUAGAGAUGAGUUUAAAGAAGUUCUUAUUCCGGGUCUCACUAAUUUUGAUAAAAUUCAAUUUCUUAUCUGAAAAUUUGAUUCAAAUGUAAUCAUUGAUUCUGACAAUAACAUUUACUACUGGGGAGAUGAGCUAGAUACCUUCAGAACGAGAGUCCCAGGAAAGAGAAACUGGUUCAGAAAGAGAAUAGUUGACCUCUCAUUUGGCUUCAGACAUGCUCUUUUCCUUCUUGAAGAUGGCUCCAUCUGGAAAAUUGACUCUGAGGGUAUUAAUAAGAUUGAAGAUAAAAUCUUGGAGAAAAUUAAAAUUCUUAAAGUCGAAGCUGGCAGUCGUCAUUCUUUAUUCUUAGACUCUGAGGGAAGAGUUUAUGGAAUUGGUAUCACAAAACUAGAGAAUCAUAAUACUGAGACUAAAAAGAGACUAACAGAGUGAGAAGACCUCACUGAUAUCACUGAUGAUUCUAACUGAGUAGACGUGUUUGCAGGUGAUGGAAAUAGCUGAGCAAUUGAUUCGGAUGGAAUCCCCUACAGAUGGGAUGGGGUAACUGGUAAAAUAGAAAUCAUCGAAAAUCUUGGAGGAAAAUACAUCCUUCAGAUCUACCUAGCGAACCAAAACAUUGUUGCAGUGUAUAGUACCGAAACUGACUAAUGGCUUAAUUUUUAAUAUUAAUUUAUAAAGGCUCAAACCAUUUC